UGCUUUUUACCAGUUUGCUUGCGCUUGCAACCCUCGUCGGCGCUACGGCUGCCCAGGUGCCGACGUCCACCUAUACCGUCCCAGGCCAAUUCCCGACUUCACUCUAUGAGUCUUACUACAACAAUCCCACUGCAACCUCCGCACAAGUGCAACCCGUCGUCUCGGAUCCGGUCACUAACAGCGUCUUCCCUGAGUGGCUGACGGACCCGGACAAUAUCCCUCAAAACAACACCAUCGACCCUCACCCGUUUCCCACAGCAGCCGCGUCCUCUGCGCUCGUCGAGCAAGCCGUCAAGCAGAUUCAGUCCAUCGCCAAGAACACCGCAGUGUUCGGCAGCAACACCUGCGCACAAUGCCAGGCCGGGCUCGAGGUCGCCAAAUUCGUCGCGCUCGCCGUGCCGGAUCAGUUCCCGGACUUCACGAUCGCGACCUGCGAAGCGUUCAACUACAGCACGACGUGUGAGCAGAGCUACAUGCGCAACACGCUCGGGUGGGUGUUUGCGCAGACGGCGUACUGGGCGGAUGUGGGAGGACAGGAUGGGCAGAUGCUGUGCUGGCAAUUCCUAGGCCUGUGCGACGAGCCGCCGACGAACCCGCUCAAUCUGACCGGCUGGUUCGCGAAGCCGAAGCCCGACCCACUGCCGGCGCCUAAGCAGCCGACCGGCGAGCGCAUGAAGGUGUUGCACCUUUCAGACUUGCAUAUUGAUCCCCGCUAUGCCAUCGGUGCCGAGGCAAACUGCUCGAGCGGCCUGUGCUGUCGCUCGAACGCGUUCAACACGGACAGCCCGCAGACGCCGCUUACCCCUGCGCCUCGGUUUGGCACGUACAACUGUCGAUAGCGACGCACCGUUUGCGCUGGUCGCCUCUGUGCUGGAGGCGAUUCCGCCGUUGACGGGGACUGAGGAUGGUGGAUUCAACUUCACGGUCUUUACAGGCGACAUGUUGUCGCAUGACCCGGAGUGGGAGCAGUCGCAAGCUUUCAACGAGUAUGCCGAGGUCGUUCUGUUCGACCUCUUCAAACGUAUGCUCGGACCUGGCGCGGUAUAUGCCACACUCGGGAACCACGACUCCUAUAACCAAGAUCUGGCAACACCCAUGUCUCGAGGCCAAGGGGAAGGCCAGGAGUUCAGCUGGUUGUACGACCACGUAUCCGCCCUCUGGGAAUACGAGGGCUGGCUCAACUCGACUGAAGCGGCUGCCGCCAAGGCACACUACGCUGCUUACUCCGUCCAGCGUACGGACGGCUUGCGCAUCAUCUCGCUCAACACGAAUCUUUGGUACAAGUGCGUAUUUUGGCUGGUCACCGGCGAUCAGCCAGGACCACAUGCUGAUCAGACCUGGCGAUGAUAACGUCUUUGGUCACGCAGGAGCAACUAUCUGAUUUAUGUCAACACUACAGAGGCUGAUCCGUCUGGCAUGUUGCGGUUCCUCACUGACGAGCUACAGGAUGCGGAGGAUGCCGGUGAUAAGGUGUGGAUUAUGGGCCACGUGCUGAGCGGAUGGGAUGGGUCAAAUUCGCUCAGUAAUCCCACCAACUUGUUCUACCAGAUGUACAUAUCAACGUAUUGUGUUGCUAGAUGAUAGACUCUGACCAGUGACCAUCAGCGUGGAUCGGUUCUCGCCGCACGUCAUUGCGAACAUUGUGUUCGGCCACACGCACGAGGACGAGUUUAUGAUUUACUACGCGAACAACGCUACGAACCAGAGCGCUGAGACUGCGCUCACCACCGGCUGGAUUGGACCAUCAGUAACGCCGCUGACGAACCUGAACUCUGGGUUCAGGGUGUACGAGGUCGACUCUGGAACGUUCGAGGUCGUUGAUGCGUACACGUGGCGAAGUGCCGUGAACGAGUACCCCGCCCUCGACAACCAGACCGUGUACGGCCCGACGUACGAGUUCGAGUAUAGCACACGCGAAGCUUAUGGCACCAACAUCACCUGGGGCGCGAACGAUCCGCUCAACGGGACGUGGUGGCACCUCGUUACCGAAGAGUUCGAGAAAUACCCGGAGCUUGUGCAGCAGUUCACGAUGUACCAGGGCAAGGGCUCACCACUGAGCCCGAACUGCACAAGCACCGAGUGCGUUGAGGCCAAGAUCUGCUACAUGCGGAGCGGCUCCGCGAGUAUUGGGAAGAACUGUAUCCAGGGGUAUGCGUCUGUGCAGUAGGCCUCUCGUGCUUGAGGGUAUGCUUUGGGGUGUAUAAAGGAUAAUUGCAUCGUGUUAUAGAAUGCAAUGCGUGUCCUGACGAUACGCUCAACGACUCAUGCAAGUGAACGGGUUCGAUCCGAGCUGACAGGCUCUCACUACGACAACCCGAGAAGACGCUAUCCAACGCAAUUCUCCUGGCUACAGUGCCUCGCGGGCGUAUCCGGCUCUUCCCUCAAUCAUGAUGCUUUCUUUGUGAUGUUCUUUCCAAUUACGAUCAAUUUGGACUCCCAGAUUCAAUCAGCCGCCGCGUCCGUCAACUACGGCAACCCUCGUCUUAUGAAUAGACUGGCCUUUUCUAUAGUCUGUCGGGGCCCUUAUUUAGGCGCAUCCCACAUUUCGAGAAACGUCGUUGACCCCAUCUCUUCCCUCGUCCAGCGGGAUACAACAACUCCUGCCAGCGACCAUGCUUUGCGCCAGUUUGCUCGCGCUUGCAGCUCUCGCCGGCGGUGCAACAGCUCAGAUCACGACGUCCACCUACAUCGUAGCAGGCGCAUUCCCGACUUCCCUCUUCGCGUCUUACUACAACAAUCCCACUGCGACAUCGGCCCAGGUACAACCGGUCAUCUCGGAUCCCGUUACCAAUAGCGUUUUUCCUGAAUGGCUGACGGACCCAGACAAUAUCCCCCAGAAUAACACGAUCGACCCGCAUCCGCUACCCACAGCUGCUGUAUCCUCGGCGCUAGUCACUCAGGCCGUCAAGCAGAUCAGGUCUAUUGCCGCAAACCCUGUGUUUGCGGACAAUACAUGUACGCAGUGCCAGGCAUCUCUCGAAGUCGCGAAACUAGUCGCGCUCGCGGCCCCAGACCAGUUCCCGGACUUCACGAUUGCAGUCUGCGAGGCACUCAACUACAGCUCAACGUGCGAGCAGACUUACAAGCGCAAUUCGAUUGGUUGGGUGCUCGCGCAAACUGCGUAUUGGGCGGACGUUGGAGGAUAUGACGGCCAGCUUCUGUGUUACGAGUUCCUCGGCCUGUGUCCAGAGCCGCCGACGACUCCACUGAAUCUGACUGGAUGGUUUGCGAAGCCGAAACCUGAUCCACUGCCUGUGUCCAAGCAACCGACCGGGGAGCGGAUGCGGGUCUUGCAUAUAUCUGAUCUACACAUUGACCCCCGAUACUCGACAGGCUCUGAAGCCAAUUGUUCGAGUGGCUUGUGCUGUCGCUCGAAUGAAUACAAUUUAAACAGCCCGCAGGCACCACUGCUUCCAGCACCUCGUUUUGGCUCGUAUAACUGCGAUGCGCCUUUUGCGUUGGUAACCUCAGUGCUUGAGGCCAUUCCGCCGCUCACGGGCACGCAGGAGAGCGGGUUCAACUUUACUGUCUUCACUGGUGACAUGCUAUCCCAUGACCCGCAGUGGGAACAGUCUCAGGCUUUGAACGAAUACGCCGAAGUCAUCUUGUUUGACCUCUUCAAGCGUAUGCUUGGCCCUGGACCUGUGUAUGCAACCCUUGGGAACCAUGACUCGUACAAUCAAGAUUUGGCAGCACCAAUGUCUCUUGGUCAAGGUGAAGGCCAGGAGUUUAGCUGGCUUUACAACCAUGUCUCUGCCCUUUGGGAGUAUGAAGGCUGGCUCAAUGCAACCGAAGCCUCAACCGCCAAGGCACAUUAUGCAGCCUAUUCUGUCCAGCGCAUGGACGGCCUGCGCAUGAUCUCUCUCAACACUAAUCUUUGGUUCAGAAACAACUACUUUAAUUACAUCAAUGCAACAAAUUCGGACCCGUCGGGAAUGCUGCGUUUCCUCACUGAUGAGUUGCAAGAUGCCGAAGAUGCAGGCGAUCGCGUGUGGAUCAUGGGCCAUGUUCUCAGCGGCUUUGACGGUACCAACCCUUUGAAGAACCCAACGAACUUAUUCUACCAAAUCGUAGACCGGUUUUCCCCACAUGUCAUUGCUAACACAGUGUGGGGACAUACGCACCAGGACGAGAUGAUGAUUUACUAUUCGAACAAUGCCACGAACCAAAGCGCUGAAACCGCACUCAACACUGGCUGGGUUGGGCCUUCUGUGACCCCUCUGACCAACCUCAACUCCGGGUUCAGGGUUUACGAGGUUGACUCUGGCACUUUUGAAGUCCUCGAUGCCUACACCUGGAGAAGCGCCGUGAACGAGUAUCCAGCUCUUGAUAAUCAGACAGAGAACGGCCCGGCAUUUGAGUUUGAGUACAGCACACGCGAUGCGUACGGGACAAACAUUACAUGGGGCACGAAUGAUCCGCUCAACGGGACGUGGUGGCACCUCGUCACUGAAGAGUUCGAGAAAUACCCAGAGCUCGUGCAGCAGUUCCAAAUGUAUCAGAGCAAGGGAUCACCGUUGAGCGUGAACUGCACGAGCAGCGAAUGCGUCGCGGCCAAGAUAUGUUACAUCCGGAGUGGUUCGGCGUCCAUCGGCCAACAGAACUGUGCCCAGGGUUAUCAGUCUGCUGUGUAGUAUGAGGUGUAAGUGAUUGAUGCUCUCCGCAAUGUAUCCCUGUUGCAACCGUUCACGCGCACGCGUGGAAACGUUGACUGUGCUCUUGCGCGUAUGCUUGCUGUUCUGCAACGGUUGCCAUUAUAUUUUGUACAGGCAUGGCAGAAUAUUCUGGAACACGACAACAGCAUCUCAUAAAAGCAGUUCAAGAAGUUUACCCCAAACAUGCAAUGCCG
Molecule: messenger RNA, 4849 nt
Organism: Coniophora puteana RWD-64-598 SS2
Lineage: Eukaryota; Fungi; Basidiomycota; Agaricomycetes; Boletales; Coniophoraceae
Product: sphingomyelin phosphodiesterase
Exons: 39
Coding region: 2613-4634 (673 amino acids)
Biological process (GO): sphingomyelin catabolic process
Molecular function (GO): sphingomyelin phosphodiesterase activity
Source: RefSeq, a predicted model, not a curated record